AUGGAACUGAACGAGCUGCAACGCCUUGCAGCGGCAUUCGACGAACAAGGGAUGCGCUACACAUUCACAGCCUCCGAGCACCCGUCCACACCAGGCGUGUACCGUUUCGUUUUCUCCCGCCCAACGAACGCUGCACCGGAAUCUGCCGUUUACAUUAAUGCCGACAUCACGCGUGCACCAAAUCAAAACGGAAGGGGGGACGCCGACGAUGCGGCUACUUACCGCGUAAUGAUUGAGGGUUUGCGUUGGCCAUACUACAUCAAGUUGCGAGAUGGCAUUGUUGACGAGGGCGGGUUCCCGGAAAGUUUACUAGAGAGGGUUGACUUGCAAAAAUGUAAAGUAAAUGAAAGGUGUCUUUGGACAUGA
This is a messenger RNA of Trypanosoma brucei brucei TREU927, 366 nucleotides long. RefSeq lists its product as hypothetical. The coding region runs from base 1 to 366 and encodes 121 amino acids. The record is from RefSeq and is a predicted model, not a curated record. NCBI's taxonomy places the organism in Eukaryota, Euglenozoa, Kinetoplastea, Trypanosomatida, Trypanosomatidae. The transcript has a single exon.